AUGGAUGUAGUUCGAGAAGAACAAGCUGCCUUCAGAGAGGAGAUGGACUCUGUCAAAAGCAAGAUUGAACAGAUCUUUGAGGCUAUACAAGCUCUAGAUAGAAGGGAAGAAAAGGCUCGUGUUGCUACUGCUGCAAGGAACGAUGCUCUGGUUCAAGGGGUUGCUCUUCAGUCAGGACCUUCAGUUCCUAUUCCAAAUCCCGUUAUCUACGGUCUUCCUCCAGGUUUUGUUCCACCGCCUGUAAGAACUCAUAUGCCUCCACCUGCGCAUACUUCUGGAGUAGCUGAUGGAGUCGCUAUGCAAGGACCUCCGAUAGUCAAUGAAGUAGUCAUUCCCCACACUGAUGAGGAGCUCCAGGACGAGUUUGAAAUGCAGAAUUAUAAUGGAGCUUCUCCAAUGGUCAUCCCUAUUGAUGCCCAAGAUUCUGAGGCUAUCUUGAUGUGCCGUGCUCUGGACGAAAAGCUAAGAAUCUUGGAAGGACAUAACUCAACCCGAUUAAGUGCCUUGGAGAUGUGUCUGGUCCCAGACGUGGUGAUUCCUCCAAAAUUCAAAGCGCCUGAAUUUGAAAAAUACAAAGGUCUCACAUGUCCUAACAUACACUUGAAAAUGUAUUGCAGAAAAAUGGAUGCUUAUGCCAGAGAUGAUAAGCUCAUGAUCCAUUGCUUUCAGGACAAUCUAAUUGGGGCAUCUUUGGAUUGGUACAUGAAAUUGAAGUGUAGCAACAUCCACACUUGGGAUGAGUUGGCUGAAGCAUUUGCAAAGCAAUACACAUAUAAUACUGACAUGGAACCAAACCAUACUCAGCUUCAGAGGCCAAUAUUAUGA
This is a messenger RNA of Lathyrus oleraceus (garden pea), 825 nucleotides long. RefSeq lists its product as uncharacterized. The record is from RefSeq and is a predicted model, not a curated record. The coding region runs from base 1 to 825 and encodes 274 amino acids. The transcript is spliced from 2 exons. Lineage: Eukaryota; Viridiplantae; Streptophyta; Magnoliopsida; Fabales; Fabaceae.